AUGAUCGAAGGUCAUUCUCAUUUGGGACACAAUAGAAUUAAAAGAAGCAGCAAACGCAAACAAACGAAACCGAAGAAUAAGAAAAACAAACGACAAUCUAGACGUAAGGUGGUGACCUCAGACAACGAUGACAAUAGCAGCAGUAGUAGUGAUGAUGAUGAUGAUAACGAUAGUCAAGAUUUGGAUAUUUGGGCAUGUGAAUUUGAACCCUCGAUCAACAGCAACAACCCAUCGACCUUAGUGGCUUUGUGUGGAGGAUCAUCCAUUUUGUUUUUAGAUACACAACAAGGACGUCAUGUUAAGAAAUAUACCCACCCUGAGCCUUUAGAAUGUUUUUAUACUUUGGCAUGGACCCUCUUACAACAGAGCGAUAAUGUCAGUGAAGAUGAUCCAUAUGCGGCAAUUUUGGCAGUAGCUGGCAAGUUUGGAUCCAUCAAAUUACUUGAACCUACACAAGCUCAUUGUUACCGUUACUUAUUUGGUCAUCAACAACCUGUCUUGAAACUCAACUUUGCAACAAAAGAACCAAGGUGGUUACUUAGUUCAUCAAUGGAUAUGUCAGUACGACUUUGGGAUAUUGGAACACCUGCCAACGAAAUCGAUGAUUCUUGUUGUCUCGCUCAUUUCACAGUACCUGGUACUAGCUAUCCAACAAGUAUGAGCCUGUCUUAUGAUUUAUCCUUAUUGGCAGUAGGAACAAGUAAAGCGGAUUUACUUCAAUAUGGUAUUCAGCCAACAGAUGUUAGUGAAUGGAGACGUAUUACUAGACAAUCAAAAUCAUACAAGAACAAUGAUGAUGAUGAUGGCGAUGAUGAACAAUAUAAUCCAACAAUCAUCAAACCAAAAACAAAGUUCCCUCAUGGUCAAGAAUGGCACGAUGGUUAUGUAGAAGAUAUUUAUAUUCUUGGUCAAGAUGGUGACGAAAAUGAACUCAACAAUCAUAUUGUCUCACGAGGAUCAAAUGAUAUGGAAGUCUUGAUGUGGAACCCGAAAACAAGUACGAAAACGGAUGCUGAUAUUUAUUUAUCUUUGGACUGGCCUGAAUCCGAUGAUUGUACAGGUUUACGAUUUUGUAUUGUUGAGAAAGAUGGUAGGAAAAGAAUAAAUGGAUUGUUAUACAUAAUAACGCAUCUUUAUUAUUGA
This is a messenger RNA of Halteromyces radiatus, 1143 nucleotides long. RefSeq lists its product as uncharacterized. Gene Ontology annotation, cellular component: nuclear origin of replication recognition complex. Bases 1 to 1143 code for a protein of 380 amino acids. NCBI's taxonomy places the organism in Eukaryota, Fungi, Mucoromycota, Mucoromycetes, Mucorales, Cunninghamellaceae. Gene Ontology annotation, biological process: chromatin organization; establishment of protein localization to chromatin. The record is from RefSeq and is a predicted model, not a curated record. The transcript is spliced from 5 exons. Gene Ontology annotation, molecular function: chromatin binding; protein binding.